AAUAUCUAAUGACAAGUACUUAAUUUUUGGAAUCUGAAUAUGUAAUCCGUUAUGCUUGCGUUCUAAAUGUGGGUUUUGGCGGGAGGGGGGUUUCGUCAUGGCUGCUUCCUUGACAUAAAUAAAAAGAAACGCUAUUUGUCAGCGAGCGAGCAGCAUCAGAGCAGGAAGCUGAGAGACAACCACAGACUUCUGCACACGUACAAACCUCAUAGAGAUGACUUCCUAAACACAGAAAUUCAGCUCUCGGACUGGAGGAAGCUAAAAGACAGUCACAUCUUUCUAGACGGAGCUCGUAAAGAGGGGAAAUGGAGAAACAGCAGCAUUCGUCGGGUUCGGACAGUCCGGUGCUGCCGCCGGUGCCGCGAAAACCUCAAAUCCUCGGAGGAGGAAUCCCUGCAUCUCGACAAGACAGCGAGGAUUCAUUAGACAGUCCAUCUGGAUCUCAUGUGGAAUGGUGUAAACAACUGAUAGCGGCCACUAUCUCCAGCCAGAUCUCUGGUGGUGUCCCUCCAGAAGCCAUCAUCCGUGAAUGCAAGGUUGGGAAGAAGAUAGAUUUCAGGGUGUCAAGGAGGCCAAACUUAAGGUCUCAGGACUCUGGUGAAGAUGGCAGCGACAUUGAACUGCCGUCUCACACUACGCAAGUAUUCAGGGAUGUACGAAAACAAGUGCCCAUGGAUGAAGUCCCACUUGUCCCUGGAGAGACCAUCAAAACCACUGUUAAAGACGUGAUGUAUAUCUGUCCUUUUACUGGAGCUGUGACCGGCACACUCACAGUCACAGACUACAAACUCUACUUUGUCAGUCUAGAACGGGACGCUCCUUUCAUAAUGGAUGUGAACCUGGGUGCCAUCAGCAGGUUGGAGACUAUCGGUGUACAGAGUCAUGGGGAGAAUACUAGUGGCAUGGAGAUCGUCUGUAAGGAUAUGAGGAGUCCCAGGUUUGCUUAUAAAAAGGAGGAACAGAAUAAUGUGGAGAUUUUAGAAGCGUUGACAAAGCAUGCCUUCCCCCUGACCAAUGAGCUGCCCCUAUUCGCCUUCCAAUACAAAGAACAAUUUCCAGAGGAUGGAUGGAAGGUUUAUGAUCCAGUGGCAGAGUAUAAAAGAAUGGGUUUGCCCAAUGAGAGCUGGACGAUCAGUAAGAUCAACAGUAAUUAUGAAGUGUGUGACACUUACCCUGCUCUGCUUGUUACCCCCACCAGUAUUAAAGAGGAUGAAAUCAAACGAGUGGCCUCUUUCAGAAUGAAACAUCGUAUACCGGUCCUAUCAUGGAUCCACCCAGAAACCCAGGCCACGAUAGUGCGCUGUAGUCAGCCCAUGGUGGGCCCGACAGACCGCCGGUGUAAGGAGGAUGAGCAUUACCUCCAGACCAUCAUGGAUGCCAAUGCACAGUCCCAUAAACUCACCAUAUUUGAUGCUCGGCAAAACACCGUGGCUGAUAAUCACAAGGCUAAAGAUGGAGGUUAUGAGAAUAAAAAUUUCUACCCCAGCAUGGAGCUGAUUUUCCUGGAGAUCCCAAACAUUCAUGUUAUGAGAGAGUCUCUGCGUAAGCUGAAGGAGGUGGUCUACCCCACCAUCGAUGAACCUCGCUGGCAUUCGGCCAUAGAUGCCACACACUGGCUGGAGUACAUACGGCUUUUGCUUGCGGGUGCAGUGCGGAUUGCAGAUAAGGUUGAGUCAAGUAAGAGCUCUGUGGUGGUGCACUGCAGUGAUGGCUGGGACCGCACAGCUCAGCUCACCUCUUUGUCGAUGCUGAUGCUGGACUCCUACUACAGGACUCUCAGGGGCUUCCAGGUGCUGCUGGAGAAGGAGUGGAUCGGCUUCGGACACAAGUUUGCUGCGCGUGUUGGACAUGGAGAUGAAAAUCAUGCAAACUCUGAGCGCUCGCCUCUAUUUGUGCAGUUCAUAGACUGUGUUUGGCAAAUUAUGAGACAGUUUCCCACUGCCUUUGAGUUUAAUGAGCUCUUCCUUGUCACCAUCCUGGAUCACCUCUACAGCUGCCUAUUUGGUACAUUCCUUUACAACAGUGAACAGGAGCGUGUGGAAAAGGCAGUGAACAGUAAGACGGUGUCUUUGUGGUCCUACAUCAAUAGCCAGCCAGAGGACUUCACCAACCCCUUCUAUGUUGACUAUGAAAACCAUGUGCUGUACCCUUUGGCCAGUCUAAGACAUUUGGAGCUGUGGGCUGGAUACUACGUUCGCUGGAACCCCCGCAUGAGACCACAGAUGCCUGUACACCAGAACCUGAAGGAGUUGCUGUAUCUGCGCGCAGAGCUUCAGAGGAAGGUGGAUGAGUUACAGAAAGAAGCAUCUUCAUCACGCUCAAUCUCCUCUUCAUCAGAUCAUGCGUAUUCUCCCUCACAUGGCGGUACACCACUACACUCCUCUGUGUAACAUAACAUGCAAUGUUCAAAGUAGAGAGGAUUAUUUAUUAACAGGAUGUGUGGUUGGAAUCUAUAGGUUACAGUAAACAUGAUAAUGUGAUAUUUAAAUCUGUCAUUUCUCACUGGAUAAUGCAGGACGUAUAGAGAGCCAGCGUAUAUACAUGUAAAAAUUAGCAUGAACACUCAAAAGGAGGACAGUCUCCCACACAUUUUAGCUUCAUUUCGGUUGUGUUUUAUAAAAACUUCCUUCAAAACAGAGAACCUUUUGAUUGUGAUUCAGUUUCUGAAAAAAUAGGCCACUUUUUUUAACUUGACUUGUGAAUAUACUUUUUAAUAAUUUAUAUUAUUCUUUUCUAUUUUAGUGACUGUAAUUUUUCUGUUUUUGUCUAAUAGUUUUUCAUUACUGCCUCAGCUUUGCCUGCCUAUGUGCCAAUACUUCUACAACCUUUAACAUCCCUUUAGUUAUUUAAAAAUAAAAUCACAUAACAUUUAUUUCCUUACUUAUGAACUCAUUUUGUGUCUUGUGUUCAUAUUAUUUUAUUAGGUUUUACUAAUUCAUUUGAAUAUUGCUGUUGUGAUACUGCCAUUAGUUUGAUAGUUUUUAUGUGCACACCCUAAUAUUGCACUAAUAUUGUACUUCCGGUACUACUGAAAUGUACGUUUACAAGGUAAAUAAGGAACAUCUGAUAUUAAUCCCCUGUUGAUUUUUUGUUUAUAUACUCAUGUUUGCGGAUCUGAGUGCAAAGAAAUAGUCUUUACACAGCCCUGAUCAAUCGAACAGAGAACGCCAUAUAAUGUUUAAAAAGCCAAUUACAUGUAAUAUUUUAAAAACUGAAUUUAUAAUGUAUUUUUUUCUUUCUUUUAUUAGUGUAUUUUUGUAUUUGUGCCACCCUGGUUAUUCUUUCUACAUGUUAAAAAAAAAAAACAGACUCCAAACCCUUGCAUCCUGAAUUUAAGAAAAAUAAAUAACCAAAGGAAUCAAGGACGAGAUAAACUGUUUAUUAUUGGGUUUCUUUAUGCUGCUCUUUUACCACCAAGUAUAACCAAUGAAAUACAGAGUGAAAUUUUAUUAAAUUUGAAUAUUAUCAUGUGUAGAAUAGGAUUGCCAGUUGAUAUCCGUGUAAUUAAUUGUGUUUUCAUCACAUUCUGUACUUGAAAACUGUGAUGAAGGUCAAUAUUUCUGAUUCACAUUAAAGCCGAGCAUUACAAUCUGAUCAGUGGCAGUAAUAUCGUGAUGCAAUAACUAAACUGGCAGUGCAAAUCAAGACACUUCAGAAACUUCAUUUCCAAUUUCUCAAGUUCAUAAAUAAACCCAGUACACAAGAAAAAAAACUUUAAUAUCUACAGCUAGAAUCCAAAACAUGCAUAUCUGUACAGUUCAGCACAUACACCCUUGUUUUGACAAAAUUGCAACUACACUGGCCAAACGACACCAGAGAGCCCAGAGAUCCUUACAAACUAAACAUCCACCAUAUAGUAGCCAGAAAUGUAGAUUCAAUAGAUUCAGGUCAAUUGAAAGUAUUAGGGAGGUGUUUAACAGUCACACCAUGUGUCCAAGCAACAAAUUCAACACAAACCGAUGAUAAUGUUGACAAAAAUGUUCAAGACACUUGUGAAUUUCUUGCCUUGACGAGACCGUUGUAUCUUUUACUUUCAAAUUCAUUCAACAAGACUCACACCAAAGUCAAAGAACAUGCAAAAAGGCAAAACCAUCACAUUUCAUCUUUGGUGUUCUUCAUUUCUGACAAGUGUAGCACCAAAAAAGCUACAUUGUUCUGGUAGCCAAAGCAGUAAAAAGUUACAUUCAGCUAACAUUCUGUUUUCACCCUAGAUACUGUGCAAAAGCCUCGGUAGAACGUGCCGUUUAAAGGAAAGUACCAAGGAACGUUCUGCGCAGCUGGGUUUCUGACAUCACCAUUUGCAAGACUUGUAAAUCUACUUUAUGUUGGGCAUGUGAGUUAACAAGUGUUUAAACUGCAAUGGGGUGUUAAAGUGUGGUCACAUUUACCCUUAUUCGGCAAUUUUCGUGGGUGAAAUCCGGCCAUUUUUAUAUGAAUCAAAAGAUUUCUGCGUUAAAGUCUGUCACCUAAAUACGCCAUGUUGACCAACAGAAAGCCUUGUGGUUUCUCACUGACUUCUAUGCGAGCGCUUGCUUCGGAGCUCAGCGAAUGUGACCACACCUUUGAAUUGGAACAACGUACUUAACCUGGUACGUCUGGUUUGUAGACAUUCAAGUGAGGCAGCCCUUCUAAUGAUCGUGAUUGUUAGUGCCGUGUAAGUAAGCUAGCGUGUCUUCCCUAAUGUUAGUGUGGUAAGGCAUUGGGAAGGAAAGCACCAUUGGCAAGGGCUUAGGUUGGGAGUAACAAAGGUGCACCUGAAUUCACAGUGAAAAACAACAGCUACAGGAAAAUCUGGAGGAUCUCAAGUCAUGGAGAGGAUGGUAAGGACUGAGCUGCUUUCCAAUCCAGUUUUGCUAACAGAUGGUGGCCUUCCAAAUCAGAAGAAAUGAAGGGUCUGGUCGAGCUCAGUGGCACAAACGCCACACCCAAACAGGGUGGGUAAAUUAGCAAAACGGGAAAGCAGCUUUAGGGACUCAUUAAGGCAAUAGCAAAACUGGGAAGGGUGCAACAAUUCUCGAAAAGUCUCAAAGCUAACGCUCAAACAUGCUAGAAACGAUACAAACACUAAGCUUGGGCGAAAAACUACUCCCCAUAAUUCAAAAGACUGGGGGGCACAAACAUUUCUGUACAUUUACUGCUACAAGUGUAAAUAGAGAUACACUGAUGGAAAACUUGGAAACGGUACGCGAUUUACAAGCACAUUAAUCCCUUAAAAUCC
Pimephales promelas (fathead minnow) is the source of this 5218-nucleotide messenger RNA. The record is from RefSeq and is a predicted model, not a curated record. NCBI's taxonomy places the organism in Eukaryota, Metazoa, Chordata, Actinopteri, Cypriniformes, Leuciscidae.